Protopterus annectens (West African lungfish) is the source of this 1533-nucleotide messenger RNA. RefSeq names its product RNA 3'-terminal phosphate cyclase (gene RTCA). Lineage: Eukaryota; Metazoa; Chordata; Ceratodontiformes; Protopteridae. The record is from RefSeq and is a predicted model, not a curated record. The coding region runs from base 259 to 1356 and encodes 365 amino acids. The transcript is spliced from 11 exons. Gene Ontology annotation, cellular component: nucleus. Gene Ontology annotation, biological process: RNA processing. Gene Ontology annotation, molecular function: RNA-3'-phosphate cyclase activity.
GCGAAUAACUUCCUUUUGCAGAAACCGUAAGAAAGUGGUACUGUACUGCAAACUGGGGGUGCAUGCGAUGAAUAUGUGCUAAUGUUUGCCCGUGUUUGGAGACCUAAUUUAGCAGUUCUGAAUGCUAACUGUCUUUGCUGUAUUUAAUGUUUAACCUUUUGGAGUGAGCUGAGGUUAUAUAUAAACCUGUUUCUUGGUAUUCGGUUCUUCCGAGUAUUCUGGAGAUACACACUGCAGCACAAAAAUAUAUCCGCAAAAAUGUCUCAGGAUUAUGUGGAGUUUGACGGUGGUAUUAUGGAAGGGGGAGGACAGAUCUUGCGAGUUUGCACUUCUUUAAGCUGCAUAUUUGGAGCAUCCAUCAAAGUUAAAAAUAUUCGAGCUGGUAGAAGUACCCCGGGUUUGCGACCUCAGCACCUUUCUGGACUGGAGAUGGUACGAGAUUUGUGUCAAGGUCACCUGGAUGGUGCAGAGAUUGGAUCUACAGAAAUGGCCUUUACACCUGGGAAGAUCAAAGGUGGAAAUCAUGUGGCAGACACAAGAACAGCAGGAAGCGUCUGUCUGCUUAUGCAAGUUUCUGUGCCUUGUGUACUUUUUGCAUCAUCUCCCUCUGUCCUAAUUUUGAAAGGUGGAACUAAUGCAGAGAUGGCACCACAGAUUGACUACACAUUAAUGGUGUUUCAACCGAUUGUUGAAAGGUUUGGGGUGAAGCUGGACUGCGAUGUUAAAAUGAGGGGUUACUAUCCUAAAGGAGGUGGCGAAGUUGUUGUGAAAGUAUCUCCUGUUAAGCAGUUGUCCCCCAUCAACUUAAUGGACAAAGGAAGUAUCACAAAAAUCUAUGGCAGAGCAUUUGUUGCUGGUGUGCUGCCAUUCAAAAUGGCAAAAGAAAUGGCAGGUGCAGCUGAAAGGCGUAUUCGAAAAGAUUUUUCAGGUGUCCAUAUUAACAUUCAGGUUUUACAAGAACCCAGAGACCAAGCCUUUGGUAAUGGAAAUGGAAUCAUAGUCGUUGCUGAGACUUCUACAGGUUGCAUCUUUGCAGGAUCUUCAUUGGGCAAAAGGGGAGUGACUGCUGAUAAAGUUGGUACUGAUGCUGCAGAAAUGCUACUGAGAAACCUUAAACACGGUGGCUGUGUAGACGAAUACUUACAAGACCAGCUCAUUAUCUUUAUGGCAUUAGCUAAUGGCGUGUCUAAAGUUCGAACAGGUCCAGUCACACUUCAUACAGAAACGGCUGUUCAUUUUGCUCAACAGAUAACAAAGGCAAAAUUUAAUAUCAGCAAGUCAGAAGAUCAAGGCUGCAGUGAAGAAAAUUUCAUCAUUGAGUGCCAAGGAGUAGGAAUGACAAAUCCAUAUCUGUAGUUGUGCAUGUAUCAUAUUAGUUUCAACUGGUUAGUCUAAACAUUCUAGGAUGAAUGUUUGUAGAAAGACUGUAAAAAUCAGUUUAAUGUAGAUAGGAUUAAUUGUUGGUCUUGAACAACUUUUGCUGAACACCCACACAAAAACAAAUAAAUGACAAUGAACUGGUUGGUUCAGGAA